ACUGACCUUGAAGUCUAUAUUCAAUUCUUAGGCAGUAGUGGAGGUAGUUUGGGUAAAGUAUGUAUAACUUUUACAAAAUAUGGGUUGGUCACAUAAAGCUAAAGCAUUAAAGAGUUACAGUGAACAAUAAGUUUCAAAGUGACUAGUAAAUUACUAAUUACAAUAAGUCUAAAUGGUUGAGGGCAGCUGAUAGUAGAUACAAGGCUUAAGAUGUAUAAAUAUUUUUUAGCUAUACUUACGAACAAUUUUGUAGACGAUUCUUUGGUUUCAGAGCACUGCCGUGUUGUAGGAGAGGUUCUCAUUUUGAACCAGCCUGGACUUCUAGUAUUUACUGUCCAUGAACUGCAGUUAGAUAACUAAGAAAACUAGUAUUUAGAAUUCCUCAUUGGUCAGAUCGAUCCCUUUGUGGCUAUCACAAGGUGUUUCCUGUCCUUUCUUAAAUACAAAAACUGUCGGUGUUCAAGAUCAAUUAGGUAGGGUUUGUACAACGCCUAGACUAGUAGACAAUGCAAGUAGCCGUGCUGUUUAAACUGGUUUGUCAUCUUUAAAAACUCUGAGUUAGCCUAUCAGAGUGAUUUUUCACGUCGCUAGGGUUUUUGAAUGUAUGCUGCUUUGCUCCACUAGCCCUAAAGUCUGGUUUGUGUGUAGUUGUCGACGAUCGGCUCAUAACUACUCAUACUAAAGGUAUUUAGUGAUAUGUUUGUAGAUUUGUGCUAUGUAUUUCGAUUUGUUAUAUUAGUUUGUUCGUUAAAGCAUUUAAGUAUGGUUGACUUGUAGUGCUUUGGGUUAACGUAGCUGAAUAAGAUGGAUCUAAUCUCAUUAUUCAUUAGAUAAGCUUAGCAUCUGGAACACUAGUCAGCACCAUCGAGACUGUUACAAUAUGGUAUGCUGCGCUGAAACUCCCAUAAGUUCAAAUACACCUUUUUAUCUUGUUUCCUUGAACUUCAUGCGGCCGAAUAUUUCGUCACAUUCUUUAGCACAAAUUUAUUCAAGUACCUGAAAGUUAUGUUAAUUCAGCAUUGAUUGGUAAUAUUACGGCAGAUUUCAGCAUUCGAUGAAGUGGAAUAAUUCGGAUGCUAAAUGUUUGAAGAUCAGAGUAACACUGCAUGAAUCUGAGUUGGAGUUUAACAUAUCGGUAUGUUUUAUUUCUACAAUAAGCACCUUUGCUCCAGCCUAAAAGCACAGGAAAAUACCUCUUCGAUCUAGUCUGCAGUACAAUUGGCUUGAGGGAGACGUGGUAUUUCGGAUUACAAUUUUAUAGCUUCUUUCCAAAUGGAAGAAUGCAACUUUCUCACUGGCUUAAACUAGAUAAGAAGGUGAUCUAAUAUUUUCUCAACUACUGACUUUUAGAUUGUUUCACAAAAGCCAGAAGAUAUCUCUAAGUCUCUUUGCUUCUUUUUUCACACCAAAUUCUUUCCUGAAGAUGUUGAACAGGAACUAAUACAAGCUACAACUCGUCGUCUGUUCUAUUUAAGUGUCAAAUCCACCAUUUUAAAUCGAAGUGAAUCCAAUAUGAAUGGAAAUUGUUUUGGCGAUCUUUGUCCGUCCCUCGAUGUGGCUAUUCUUCUUGCCUCAUUGGCUUCUCAGGCAGAAUACGGUGAUCUUUGCGAGGAAGAGCUUAGUGAUACAGAGGAACUCACAUACUUACCACGCCGUAUUCUCAGAUUAAUCCCAGCUCAACUAUGGACCCAAAUACAGUCCACUCAAGGUGUAACACAGAAGUUUCGGGAACAUUAUAAAUCCCACAAGGGAAUGAAUCGGUUUGUUUUUAACAUCACUUUCCAUUUUAAAUAAUAUUACAGCGACAAGGCGGAACUUCAGUAUCUCAAAGUAGCCCAGAUGCAUAACCUUUUUGGGGUGGAUUUUUUCCCUAUUGUCUAUGCUCGGAUGAAGUUUCCUCGAAAUUUAAGCUCGACACAGAACGAAUCAACUCUUUGGGACAACACUAAUCAAUGUCACACAAAUGCUUGGCUUGGUGUUACAGCAGCAGGUCUUCAACUGUAUGGAAAGUGUCAACGUGAUCCACCUCAAUUUACAUUUCCUUGGAAUAUGAUAAAAAAUGUUUCAUAUCGCGAACGCAAAUUUACGAUCAAGUUGACCAGUACCUGUCGUGGAACCAACAAACCUAGUCAAAAUACAUCUGUCCCUACCUUAUUGAAUGAAACCAGAGGACCAGCUGUUAUUUCAUCAAAAGCAAGUCAGCCCAAUCGUAGUCCUCUUAUUAGUAUCACAGGCCAAGCUUUUGUUGGUGUUGCUGUAGGUUCUAGUGCAGGAGGUAGUGGGACGUCUGCCGCAAGCUUACCUAGCACUCCAAUAUCAGCUCGUCUUAUCCCUUCAGUUCCACCUGUUUCUCCAAAUUUACUUGAUACGUCUGUUAACCUUUCAUCUCCAAGAGCUGUUUCCAAGUUUGAAUCAUGCGAAACUGCACAACAACUGGGUGCUUCAAAAGGCUUCAAAGGUCGUGCUAAAGUUCUUGAACUAGGUUCACGCUGCAUUCCUGGUUUAUCAAUCAAAUCCUCUCGUUACUCUGCUAAUGAAUUCGCAGUUACUAGGACUAGUGUGAAUUGUCUUCGUGGCCCUAGGGUUCAGUCUGCGGAAAACAAUGUCUCGCUGCCGUCGAAAAGUUUGCUUAAAUCGUCCAAUCUGAAUUCUGAGACUGUAUUAAUCAGUGUUGUUGAAGUUUGGUUGGCAGACCCAAAUCAAGCUAAAACAGUUAUGUCUAUGUGUGCUGGUAACCACUCACUGUUCAUGAGACGUCGUCAGCCGGAUAGCAUUGAGGUCCAGCAAAUGAGAGCACAAGCAAGAGAAGAGAGAGCCAGACGAGAGGUUGAAAGAGCACGACUGGCAAAAGCACGUGCAGAAAAAGCUGAGGCUUUAGAAGCUAAAUCAGUUUUAGAGGCUCGGUGUGCUCAACUUGAAGAGGCACUAAUACAUCAGCAAAAGCGCCAAAACCCUUACACCUCUGAUAACCAUAAUCGUUUGAUCAAUACCUACGUAGCCAAUUCGACCUCCACUCAUACUUCUCAAUGUAUAUCCACUCAAUACAAUUGUAAAGUUGCUUUCAGUCCCACGAGGAAAGAAAAUCAAAAAGACGUUGAAAUGGACGGUAUGCAUAUAUCCCGAACGUUGAAUGACGAUGAUGAUGACCAGAAAUCUAUUUCUAAUCCCACUGUAGAUAAUGAUAAAACUACUAGUGAUAUGAAUGGUGACCGAUGUGGCAACUACUUUGAUGACUAUAGUUUCUAUCCACCAGUAACCAAUUUGGAUGGAUACCCAGUACAUCAUGGAAAAUCUUGGGAUGAUGGUAUUCAGAUAGACCAAAAUAAUUUGGUUUAUACUGACCCUCUAUAUCCAAACAUUCCAGCAAAUUCCUUCCCUGUCUAUUCUAAGUAUACUGACCAUCGAUUUGCUCCGGGUUCAGUAUCUGUUCCUGUAACACCUCACGUUAAACGCACAGAAGUGAUACUCGAUCGGGGUGCAGAUUAUUACCUGCAGUCAUCCAUGUGGCCGUUUGAAUCAACUAGCUGUCCAGUAGAUCUACAUAGCGAACAUUCUGUUUAUAAGACUCAGUCGAACAAAAAGGUGGUUGUGUAUCCAUCUUAUUUGGUUACCGAUCUUGGUCCAGUGUAUUCUGAUGGUGCUUUCUGUGGUAUUGCCAUUAAAUCUUUAUUGUCUGGAAAUCAUUGUCUACCUGGUGAAAUACCAGUAGUAUCUGUUGGGGAUUCCAUUUCCAAAGAACCGGAAACCUCCUUCUCUCCGUUUGUUAUUGUCCCAGGCAGCUUGCCUGCUCUUCACAAUGAUGAAGUUUUAAAUUCAAAAUCUCGUAACAGACCAACAGAUGUUUCUCAUUGUAAUCAUAAUCCGUGUUCUUGUGCAGUAAUGUCAACUGAACACCAACCUCCGACAGUCUGUCACAUACACUCUCCGCCUCAAACAAUUAUUCGUGAGGUUUCUUAUACUGUACCAACGAAUGUUCUGAGACACCCACAGUACUGUACACCUAACUGUCAUGUUCAGUUCGUCCCACACGAUCCUGUAGAUCGCAGCCAAUAUAUGUAUUCGAGUCCAUCUCUGGCUGCAAUACUUUCUCCUAUUGUUACUCAACGUUUGCAUCGUCGAAUUUCCAAUCGUCCACAGCCUAGUCGUGGCUUACAGCGACAGCAAUCGCAGCCGAAAAGCCCAAUAUCAUCUGACUCAGUUCAUAUUCCCUUAAUAGAACGUUCGACAAGUUACAUGCAAAUACCUUACUCAGAAAACGACUGUGGAUUAGCGUCUACAGAGGAGUUUAAUUUGACGAACAAGCACUUUUUAUCCCGCCCUACUGAUCGUGGCUGUUCUUUUCAAUAUCCACCUUGUUCCACAAACGUUCAUUCGAAAUACCAUGACUUUCAGACAGGUAACUUUUUGAUCUUUGCAAUAGUAUUUUGUCAUGUCUUUAUUGUUUCGGUUUAAACUCAAACCAUUUGGAUCCGUUUAAACAUAUUCAGUCAUCAAAAAGAAUCAUUAACUACCAUAGUAUUAAUUUGUUUAGUACAUAUCUUUAUAUAGGUUCUUGUAACUUUUAAUUUGAAAAACUUAAGCAUAAAUGUUAGAAAAAUUUAAUUAUGCACUUUAGUACAACAAGUGAGUCACAUUUCAGUUUCACACGAUUCUAUUUGCUCACUAAAUUUUAUGUAAUUUAUUUAUAAAUUGAUCUUAUCUCAACUGCGGACUUUCAUUCUAUCUCCAGGUAUUAAUAGUUCAUGGAAGUUCAAACGUUUGUGUUUGGUAUGUGAUUUGUUGUGUCUGUCUGUUCGUUUAAAAUCUGGUGUUUUUUUUUAAUUUGUUAUCUACACUGUUUUUUCCUCUUAGUUGCUUUUGCUUGUAUCAUUCUAAUCUGUUUUGUAUUGUAACAAGAAUCAGAGUUUUGGUUUACUAUCACAGUUAAACUAAUGAUUUCCGCUUACCUCGUGUGUCAAAGCCACGUAAUAAUUUGAGUUCAUUACUUUAGUAAUGAAAUUCGCUACAACUAUUUUUUAGGUCGCAAAUAUCCUAAAGAAGUUUAUCCGAAUCCACUAUUAUAUUAUCAAUUUCAAUCUCCUACAACAAAUGAAUAUCUUCGCCGUGCUGCUAGUCUUGACGUUUCAUCUGGGAAUAAUGAUCUUUUGUGGAAUAUAGCACCUCGUGAAUUGUUAUCUCGAACAAGUGAACGUAAUGAAGAUGAGAAUGUCUAUCUAUUCGAAUCAAAUCCUCCUUAUUCUCAACGCAGUUUCUUAACAAAUCAGUUACAGGAGGAAAGAGCUCACUUUGCAUUCCUUCAAACACAAUUUUCACGCCAGUUGUGUGAUACGUGGGGAUAUUUAAAAGCCGCUCGUGGUCAGCAAGCUGAUAAAUUAUGCGAUUCGGCAACCCACGCGAUUGGAAGUAAUAUUUACAAUAAUCCUUCUUAUGGUUGUGAACUGCGAUGUGAUCCGGCUGGCGCUUCGGAUGGUGCAUCCACUGGUGGUGGCAACAUAUGCAGCAUGUGCGGUUCUAGUGCAUAUGAUGGGCACGAUCAUCUUCACGACACGAGUCCUGACCAUCAUUUCUACGAACCGUACUCACAAUUAAACCAAGAUAUUUCAUCACCUGAUGACUCAGGUGUUAAUAAUUUAAGGUUGAUGAUCAGUAGUGGAAGGUCCGACAACAAAUUAGAAGGCAAUGCUUGUGCGUUAUAUCAAGAAUUGCAGUCUAGUGCGCAGUCACGAUACGCCUAUAUGAACUUAUACACACAGUCAACGAAAGCCUUCUGAAUUCAAAUUCAUAUACACUUCUAACCCUUUCAAUUUGCUUGCUGCAUCCAUCAUUCUUGUUUGCGUAAAGCCUUGUUGUAUAUAAAAGACGACUUCACUAUG
Schistosoma bovis is the source of this 5873-nucleotide messenger RNA. The record is from the annotation of a GenBank genome assembly. NCBI's taxonomy places the organism in Eukaryota, Metazoa, Platyhelminthes, Trematoda, Strigeidida, Schistosomatidae.